Messenger RNA from Exophiala xenobiotica, 771 nucleotides. RefSeq lists its product as uncharacterized. The coding region runs from base 1 to 771 and encodes 256 amino acids. The transcript has a single exon. The record is from RefSeq and is a predicted model, not a curated record. Lineage: Eukaryota; Fungi; Ascomycota; Eurotiomycetes; Chaetothyriales; Herpotrichiellaceae.
AUGUUAGCGACUGAAACGCCUGAGCAAACGCUCGAGCGCAAGCGUAUCGAUGCACUUCGUAUGCGCGAAUCACGAGGCCGUCUUGAGACAAACAUUGAGGGAAAAGCAGCUAUCAAGGCUGGCAAUAUUCAACGUGCAGCCCGACGUGCCCAGCUUCGUGAUAACCUUGAUCCCAGGACAAGGUCGACCUAUGAUGUAUCGCAGAGCCUAUACAACCAUGCAUACAUCGAGCAAAGAAAGGCCACAGAAACAGUUCAAGAGAAAGAGACUCGUAUGGCCAGACAGGCUGCGAACACUGAUCGAUAUCGCACGAAGAAAAGAGCCGAAGAUCCAAAGUUCAGAGAACAAGAUCGAGCUUACAGAAACGACUUCAAAGAGAGAAAGCGGGCAGCAGAUCCUGAUUUCGACGAAAAAGAAAGGCUAAAAGGAAAGCCAGAGACAAGAAGAAGCAGCAGGAUAGCCAAACAACGGACGCGGACUACAAAGCGAGAAAACGCAGCAGAUCCUGAUUGGGACGAAAAGGAAAAGUUCAAGAAGAAGACCGGAGAAGUCAAGAAGAAGAAGAAGCAACAGCUUUUGAUGCAAGGGGGUCAGCAAACCCUCGACAGCUUCGUCAGUAGCAACAACGCGACCCAUGACAACAAGCCCUCACCUCUAGCAGACGUCGGCAAUGGUCGUCGGCCUGGUCUCUGGUAUUGGAACCGGAAGGCCUCACGUCCAAGUACUACUCGUAGGAGUACGUCAAGAACGACAAGGCCAGAUGAUUUCUGA